Molecule: messenger RNA, 2393 nt
Organism: Esox lucius (northern pike)
Lineage: Eukaryota; Metazoa; Chordata; Actinopteri; Esociformes; Esocidae
Gene: nelfa
Product: negative elongation factor complex member A
Exons: 11
Coding region: 136-1782 (548 amino acids)
Biological process (GO): negative regulation of transcription elongation by RNA polymerase II
Cellular component (GO): NELF complex
Source: RefSeq, a predicted model, not a curated record
CUACUGAAGUUGAGAAAUGAGAGAAAGGUGAGUUCCUCUGAUCUCCCCCGAAAUGAACAUGUGGGGGUCCUAGCCGUUCUGUUUUCUUAGGUAGCCUGUUAAAAUGCCCGAACUCAAAACACUUCUUUUUCCAAGAUGGCGUCGAUGAAGGAUAGCGACACCGGCCUGUGGCUCCAUAAUAAACUAGGAUCAACGGACGAACUUUGGGCGCCUUCUAGUAUUGCUUCACUCCUUACCGUUUCAGUUAUUGACAAUAUAAGGCUGUGUUUUUCGAGUUUGUCGCCUCCGGUCAAGCUAAAACUUUUGCUUGGGAUGCUGCAUCUUCCAAGGCGGACUGUUGAUGAGAUGAAGGAGGCCCUCUCAGAGAUCAUCCAGCUUGCCACGGUGGACUCCGAGCCCUGGGUCCUGAUGGUGGCGGACAUCCUCAAGUCCUUCCCAGAAACGGGCUCCCUCAACCUCGACCUGGAGGAGCAGAACCCUAACGUACAGGACAUCUUGGGGGAGCUCCGGGAGAAAGUGAGCGAGUGUGAGGCUUCGGCCAUGCUGCCUCUGGAGUGCCAGUACCUGAACAAAAGUGCCCUCACCACCCUGGUGGGUCCACUCACGCCCCCCGUCAAACACUUCCAACUCAAGAGGAAGCCCAAGAGUGCCACCCUCAGGGCAGAGCUACUGCAGAAAUCCACAGAGACGGCUCAACAGCUGAAAAAGACUGCCGGAGUGCCAUUCCAUGCCAAAGGAAGAGGCCUGGUCAAGAAGAUUGACACCACCACACCUCUCAAGGGGAUCCCCAAAGCCCCGUUCCGCAGCCCCACCACCCCCAGUAUGUUCAGCCCCCCCAGCAACCGCACACCCAUCGCCCCAGCACGGACGCCCCUACGCAAGGAGAGGGGGGUCAAGUUGUUAGACAUCUCUGAGCUUGACAUGGUGGGAGCAGGAAGAGAAGCCAAGAGGAGGAGAAAGACGUUGGAAACGGAGGCUGGGGAGAAAGCGGCCAAAGAGGAGGCGGUGGUGGAGAACGCCACACCUGACUAUGCCGCAGGACUGGUGUCAACACAGAAACUGGGCGCGUUGAGCAACGAGAGCGCCCUGCCGUCAACAAGUUACCUCCCCGCCACCCCCAGUAUGGUCCCGUCCUCUUCCUACAUUCCCAGUUCCGAGGCCCAGCCAGCGAAUGCGGGCGGUUCGGGACGUGACGCCCUGCAGUCGGGUCGCCAGCCUGAGGAGUCGGCCCCGCCCAGCGCCGCAGCGGCCACCACGGUCAUCACCCUCCCCGGCCAGUUCAAACAGCGGACGGCCAUGUACAACGCCAGCAACACAGCCGCUAGCCCCACCGCCCCCGCCUCCCCCAGCACGCCGGCCAGCACGCCGGCAAGCAGCAACGGCCCCCAGGCUGCCGCAACGGCCACGCAGCCCGAGACCCCCGCCACGCAGCCCCCGGCUACCCCCCAGGCACCCACGCCACAGCAGCCACAGCCCAAGAAGAACCUCUCGCUCACGAGAGACCAGAUGUACGCUGCCCAGGAAAUGUUCAAGACGGCCAACAAGGUGACAAGGCCGGAGAAGGCUCUCAUCCUGGGGUUCAUGGCCGGAUCGAGAGAGAACCCGUGUCCGGAGCAGGGUGACAUCAUCCAGAUCAAGCUGAGCGAACACACUGAGAUCCUGCCCAAAGCGGACGGCACCGGCAGCACCACCAUGCUGGUGGACACAGUGUUCGAGAUGAACUACUCCACGGGGCAGUGGACCCGCCUCAAGAAGUACAAACCCAUCACCAACACCUCCUGAGGUGGCUGCUGGUCGGGACUAAAACAAACACACACACGCGUAUAAACACAAACACAUACGUUUUUGCACAUACACAAGCAACAACAUACGCAGGCCACCUUCCUUAUCGGGCGGCCAGGGACUUGUUUUCACACACACACACGGGCCAAAUCCAGAGUGUGAGGGGCUGGGGUGGGGGGGGUGGGGGGUGGUUGUGUGGGGAAUAUGUGGGCGCAGGUUAAGAGGGCUUGGGUCCCUCAUUUUCAAAAGUUCCUGUAUUGCCAAAAGGCAGGGACCCUCAAGACUAGUUUCAGGUUUUCUUUUUUGUAUGAUUGUUGUUUUGGUUCCUGUUUUUAUGUCCCCUCAGAUUGCUGAAUGUUUGUGCUAAAGAAGAGUCCUUACACCUUCUUUUCAUAAGACACCUCUCAAGACUUGCUUUACGAUUAAACGGUACAAGCAUGUCGCUAUGUCAAAAGAGAAACAAUCUUAUUACAAAUGUCUGUGUUUUUCAUUGUGAGAAUGUAAAGAAUGACGUUUGCAGCAUUUGUUUUCCAACUUUCUGUCUAAGUAAAAGGGUCAUUUAAGGAAAAAAGAGCCCAAAACGCAUCAGUAAAAAUGUGACGGAGGGAUGA